Pipistrellus nathusii (Nathusius's pipistrelle) is the source of this 573-nucleotide messenger RNA. Lineage: Eukaryota; Metazoa; Chordata; Mammalia; Chiroptera; Vespertilionidae. The record is from the annotation of a GenBank genome assembly.
AUGUACGCUUGGCCCUGUGCUGUAGUCCUGGCCCAGUACCUGUGGUUUCAUAGAAGAUCCCUACCAGGCAAGACUAUCUUAGAGAUUGGAGCUGGAGUGAGCCUUCCAGGAAUUGUUGCUGCAAAAUGUGGCGCAGAGGUAACGCUGUCAGACAGUGCAGAGCUGCCUCACUGCCUAGAAAUCUGUCAGCAGAGCUGCCAAAUGAAUGACCUGCCACAGGUGCGCGUUCUAGGCCUAACGUGGGGUCACCUAUCUCUGGACCUUCUGGCUUUGCCACCCCAAGAUAUUAUUCUUGCAGCUGAUGUGUUCUUUGAACCAGAAGACUUUGAAGACAUUUUAACUACAGUCUACUUUCUGAUGCAGAAGAACCCCAAGGUCCAAUUGUGGUCUACUUACCAGGUAAGAAGUGCUGACUGGUCACUUGAAGCUUUGAUCUACAAGUGGGAUAUGAAAUGUGUCCACAUUCCUCUGGUGUCUUUUGAUGCAGACAAGGAAGAUAUAGCAGAAUCUGCCCUUCCAGGAAGACAUACUGUUGAAAUGCUGGUUAUCUCCUUUGCAAAGGACAGUCUGUGA